Cephus cinctus (wheat stem sawfly) is the source of this 3180-nucleotide messenger RNA. It is a transcript of the gene Orc1, whose product is annotated as origin recognition complex subunit 1. Gene Ontology annotation, cellular component: nuclear origin of replication recognition complex. Lineage: Eukaryota; Metazoa; Arthropoda; Insecta; Hymenoptera; Cephidae. The record is from RefSeq and is a predicted model, not a curated record. Bases 263 to 3148 code for a protein of 961 amino acids. Gene Ontology annotation, molecular function: ATP binding; ATP hydrolysis activity; DNA replication origin binding. The transcript is spliced from 6 exons. Gene Ontology annotation, biological process: mitotic DNA replication checkpoint signaling; DNA replication initiation.
ACUUGUCCACAUAAUUAACCACCAAUCCCAAUGGACUAAACUUUUCUUGACAUACGACUUGCCUAUCUAUAAAACAGCUGAUCAUAAGAUAUGGAGUUAUUCCCAGUUGUUCCCGCCAAUUCCCGCGUAAAUACGUCUUGAUUGGCAUGUAUGAGAGUUGUAUUAGGUUGCAAGUUUAUUGAGUUGACUUAAUGAAGAAGAAAUGUGGGAUCUGUUUAUAGUUUUAUCUUGAUAACUCGAAACAGAUUUUAUAUCGGACCCCAUGAAUAUCAUUAAUACGAGAAAAAUGUCUAACACAACAAAUCGCCGUAAGGAAUCUUCAACUUCUGAAAAUUCCAGUGUAGAAUCUGAAGAAAAUUCAGUUUCUGACUCUGAAAACUCUAAACGACGUAUACGUACUAGAACAUCAACUAAAGGAACACCUUUGAAAAGUAAUCAUACUAAUGUACUGAGAAAUAAAAAUUCUGAAACAAAUGAAAGUAAAUAUGGAGAAGCAGAGCAACUUUCACCAAAAAAGAGGAAAAGAGUGACAAGAAGUACAAGUGAAGAAAGUUUAGAACCUAGAAGUCGAAGUGUAUCACCGGAGAUUUCAUACGAAGGACCACCGGCAACGUACAAACUUUAUGAAAACAAUGGUCAAUCUCUGGUUAUUAAAAAGCCUUUAAAUAUUGAAGUACAUAGGAGAUCAAAGAAAUGUAAUGAACUAGACAUAUCAAAUUUAUUGAAUUCUGAUAGUGAUUCAGAUAAUAUAUUUACGAAAAUAAAAGAUGUGGGUGCAAAAAUUGUAGCUAUGUCGAAGAGUAAUUGCGUAGAAGAAUUAGAAUUAUUAAGUACUCCAAAAAAUAAACUAGAUACACCAAAGAAUCGUGAAGUAACCGUAGCAAAGGAGUUCUCUCCAAAAAAAGCAAGGCGAAAUUUAUCAGAUUCUUUGGAUACUGAAGGUUGCAUCAGUUCAGAGGUUUUGCUAAAGAAACUAGAGAAAAAACGCGAAGAUGCAUCAUUAAAGAUAAAAUUGAGAAGAUCCACUGAACAAAGUCACUAUAAAAUUGAUUCGGAUUCGGAUUUGGAUUAUGAAACUUGCAGCCGAAAAACUGUAGUAAGUACUCCAAGAAACAUUGUAAAAGCAAGCCUAAAGAAAUCGACAACACCUGCUAUAAAAAUUAAAACAAACGUAGAAGGAAAUGUAAAUGUCAGUGAUAAAAAUGAAAUUAAAAAGUCUUUAGAAGUUCAUGUUGAUCAGACAGAAGUACGAAAGUCGAGGAGAGUUCGAACUCCUUCAACAAGAUACACCGACUACAAAACAGAUGCAGAUGAGACGCCGACAAUACAUACAUCAAAAUUGAGAACCAGGAAGUCCAUAAAUUAUAAUGAACAUAAUUUAUUUAACAACCACAUUAUUGUAAAUACACGCGGCACACCUUCAAAAACAUAUUCGCAACAAAAUACGGCUGUCACACCAAGAACAACUAGACGCACCAGAAGUUUAAUACCAAAAAAUUUCAUAAAUCAGGAAACUACCGCUUCUUCGCCAUUAAAAAAUACAACAAAAGUAAGCACCCCUACAAAACGUGAAGUUAAAAAAGAAGAAAGCGAUUCCGAAAGUUCUAACAGUAUGAUAUUUGACCAAAUUUCUACGAAAACUCCUGAGAGAGCAACAAUUGCAACUAAGAAUGUUGCAGCCACUCACAGGACAACUAGACAAAAUUCCACUGAAAUAUUAAGAGAGAAUGAAACACAAGCUCAACAUUCUUUAAUUAGUAACGAAGUACAACCGGAUAUAAAAAUGACUAUGAGCAAUACUGAAGCACACAAAACGCCAAGGAAAAGUACAAAACUAUUAGAUGUUACGGAAGCAUCCACACCUCGUCGAAGGAAUGUUGCAUCAAGAACUAAAGAAGAACCAGGUUUUUCGACUCCGAAACGAAGCACAAAAACUGCUGCAAAAUCUCAUACACCUUCAAGCAUAAAACACAGAAAUCUAACUCCAUCGAUGCAUCAACGAAAUGCAGUACUCUUAAAACCAACCACAGCCCUUGAAGAAGCUAGAGCUCGAUUACACGUUAGUGCAGUACCGAAAUCCCUACCUUGCAGAGAAGAGGAGUUCAAUAACAUUUACACAUUUCUUGAGAGAAAGUUAUUGGAUAACAGUGGAGGAUGCAUGUAUAUAAGCGGUGUACCUGGCACAGGUAAAACUGCAACAGUGAACGAGGUAAUAAGGUGUUUAAAGAAAUUGGUAUCCAAGCAUGAAUUGAAUGAUUUUAAAUUUAUUGAAAUUAACGGGAUGAAAUUGACUGAGCCAAGGCAAGCUUAUGUUCAUAUAUUAAAACAACUAACGAACCGUACCGCUACAUGGGAGCAAGCAUAUCAGUUACUUGAAAAGCAGUUUAUCCGUCCUACUUCAAAAAAAUGUAUGACGUUGCUGCUUGUGGAUGAGCUUGAUUUAUUAUGUAAUAAACGCCAAGACGUCGUGUACAAUUUAUUAGAUUGGCCUACAAAGUUAAACGCCCAAUUAGUUGUAAUAACAAUAGCCAACACUAUGGAUCUUCCAGAAAGAGUUUUAAUGGGACGUGUCACUUCUAGAUUGGGUCUUACAAGAUUAACUUUUCAGCCUUAUAAUCAUAAACAGUUACAGGAAAUUGUAAUUACUCGACUAAAAGAUUCUAAUGCCUUCAGAAGCGAAGCUAUACAAUUAGUAGCAAGAAAAGUAGCAGCGGUAUCCGGAGAUGCUCGACGAGCUUUAGAUAUUUGUCGGCGUGCAACAGAAAUUGCUGAAUCUCAUGACGCUGGAACUGUGUCAAUGCAAGAUGUUAAUGAAGCCUUAACUGAAAUGAUCGCUAGUGCUAAGGUUCAGGCUAUUAGACAUUGUUCGGAAAUGGAAAGAACAUUUUUACAAGCCGUUAGUGCUGAAAUAGCAAGAACAGGGAUCGAGGAAGCCAUAUUUAAAAAUGUUUUUAAGCAGUUUGAAGCAUUAUGUUCGUUUGAUGGGGUUAAAACACCUAGUAUAACAGAAUCGCUGGGAAUUUGUGCAAGACUUGGUGCCUAUAGAUUACUGAUAUGUGAGCACUCUAGAGCAGAUAUCACUCAGCGAAUUCUAUUGAACGUUUCAUCGGAUGAUAUACAUUUUUCUAUGCAAGAUAUUUCUAUUUAAAGACAUUGUUGACGAAGGAGUAACGAAGUUAA